UGCAAUAUACCUCCGGCUGGUUUGGGUCUCAGUAGGCCCCGGCGUUAAAGUCUCCACAGCACUCUUCGAUUCCGCACGGGAUAUUACCUAUCCGCGGUUUGUUUGUGCUCGUAUGUUGUUGUCUGUCGAAGAGCGCCGCGUUAUUUACUUCUAGACCAUCAGACGAUCCGUCUUCAUCGUUUUGCGUCAACUCUUCGAGCUUCGUAUUCGAGAAUUUGUUUAAACUGUGAUAUGUACAUAUAAUUCGCAAUUUUUAUUUUUUUUGAUUUUUCGAUUUUUUUUUUUAUUAUGUGCUGUGACAUGUAUUGCUUUGUUUUCGUUUGUUUGAUGGUUGCUGGUAUUUGGGCUGUUGAUGAUACAGGAAUAAAAAACCUUAUUGGUGAACCAGACUAUAGGCAGGUCCGUCUCCAUUGGGAAACCGAUAAGAGUCUAUCUCCAGAAAAAUUCGAGGUGAAAUACUGCGAACUCCAAUCCUGGGGACCCCAAAGAUGUAGAAUGCAAGACGUUCCAAAACCUGAUGAUAACGAAGUAGACUACAAUGAAAACGUGCUCGCUUAUAAUGCUGAUAUCAAGGGAUUAAGAAUGGCAACUACCUAUUCCUUUGAGAUCAGAAAUGGCAAGGAUGUGAGAGAAAGAGAAGACAGAUCCCAGGGUGGAGGCAAGAACCAAAAUGUCAUUGUUAUUCCGACCAAAGGAUUUUCAGCAAGAGCAACCCAAUGUCUGUCCCAUGCAAGUGAAAUAGAGGUAUCAACUGGUCCUUAUUUCGCUGGACGAAUAGCAGUAGAGGCAGCAGACGGUGAAAGAUGUGCCCUUGACGGAGAUCCCAAAAGCCCUAGAGAUAGCUACACCCUUCGCAUUAACCACGAUGAGUGUGGUAGCAAAGUUAAUGAGACUACUGUUGCAACUUUCGUAAUCGUUCAAGAAAAUUUGCCUAUUUUGACACACAGCACCAGAAGGUUCUUAGUCAUUUGCUCUUAUCAGCCUGAAACUCUGACUGUGAGGGCUGGUCUUAGUCUUCCAACCAAUCACAAAGGACAGGCACAACUAACACCUGUUGAGGUGGAGGAAGAGAAAAGUCAAAUGGGAAGGAGAGGCAGGAAUUUCAGAAUUGGCAGAGCUUAUUUAGCACCCCAAGCGCUUGUUCAAGAAAAAAGCAGCCAAGUGGAGUACAUACCAAGCAACAUUGUGCCGAUGUUUGUAAUGUGUCUACUUUCAAUAGCAGUACUCAUUGGAAUUGUGGUUACAGUGUACAAGAUAUCCAGUAGAAAUCAAAAGAGUUUUGACGAUAUGUCUGUCAGUGGAUUUUCAGUCAGCACUGUUGGUAGUUGCAGUACUACAGCAGACUCCAUUUCCGAGAAAGAAUACACACAUUCUAGACAUUCCGUUUAAAAUAUAAUUCCCCCUCUUCGCCUUAUUGCAAUAAGUUCAAUAUAGCUAGGACAAACAAUUAAUCACCGAAUUUAUCCAUUCUUUACAAUUGCAUAUUUUCGUACGAAUUAUUAUGAUAUGAUGUGUAUAUUCAAAAUGAUGUUGAUCAUCAUGCAUUCACAAAGUCUGUUUUAGAUUUAAGCGAUAGCCUUUAAUGAUAAUUGCGUAUUCUUUCUUAUAUACUAGGUGUUUACGGGAUUCGUAUCAGCAACACGUAACAGCUGGUGUGAAUCUUAUUAACCCCAUGUAUAGUAUGCAAUUACUUUAUAAUUCCUAUUAACUAUGUGAUUCCAUUUGAAAUAUAUUAUAUAAUUUAGGAGUACCUA
Messenger RNA from Harmonia axyridis, 1754 nucleotides. RefSeq lists its product as uncharacterized. The transcript has 4 exons. The record is from RefSeq and is a predicted model, not a curated record. Bases 289 to 1389 code for a protein of 366 amino acids. NCBI's taxonomy places the organism in Eukaryota, Metazoa, Arthropoda, Insecta, Coleoptera, Coccinellidae.